Molecule: messenger RNA, 3192 nt
Organism: Naegleria gruberi
Lineage: Eukaryota; Heterolobosea; Eutetramitea; Acrasida; Naegleriidae
Product: helicase
Exons: 1
Coding region: 283-3165 (960 amino acids)
Cellular component (GO): nucleus
Molecular function (GO): ATP hydrolysis activity; ATP binding; ATP-dependent chromatin remodeler activity
Source: RefSeq, a predicted model, not a curated record
CAUCAGAAUCACACAAGACUAUCACGCACCAAGAAAUUUUUUUAUUCUUGCUGCCCUCUCCUCUUUCCUUCAGAAGGACGACACAACAAGCUAUUACCACAAAGAACACCCGAUUAUACAAAACACAUUUAUUUGUUGAAUAGUAGUACUUGUUCUCUCUUACAUUUCCCACCUAAAAAGAUCUUUUGAUCUAAUUCCAUACCCUAUUUUCAUCGUCAUCAUUGCUCCUUCUCCUUUUUAAAAUUCCAUAACAAUUCCCUGUAGAAAUAACUUCUUGCUACAAUGAAUAAGAGAAAAUUUGAUGAAGAGGAAGUUCCUCAACAGGAAGACCCUCUUAAUUUUGUAGCGUUAGACUCCACUCUUAAUCCUGCACAAUUCCCAACAACAACAAUAACAACAACAGAAAAUUUAAUUUCCACCAAUACAAGUAACUUAACUUCCCAUCCAACCGACUCUUCCAAUCCUCAUCCCAACUCUGAUCAACUAACACCUAAAAAGAGAAAAAUUAAUAGUAUUUCUCCUAGUGAUUUAAAUCACAUUCACACAUUCACUCCAGACUCUACAACAUUGGAUUUUAGAAUUAUGAAUUUAAAAUCAGCUUCCAGUUCUGCACCAGAGGAUGAAGGUAUUCAUGAUCCGAAUAUACCUGAAAUAACAUCUUCAGUAAUGAAUGACGAUAGCAUCUUUUUUGAUAAUGAAUUAGAUGAAAGUCUUUACCUUUCUUCAGCAUUUUCUUCCACAGAACGUGAAGAAAUAAGAAUGCAAACAAAGAAAUUUAUUGAAAUUCAAAAAUUGAAUGAACAACAAUAUGUUCAACAUGCUGUUAAAUAUGUAAGAAGUAUUUCUGAAGUCAACAGAAUUAUCAAUGUUGGAGAAUGGUUCGGUACAGAAGAGCUAGAAGAAUCCUUUGUUCAGGGCAUUACACCCUCCCAAAGUCAAGAAAAUUUCAAAAUUCCACAAGUCUCCUUGAUGAAUGCAACAAAUCCAAAAGCUCAAAUUUCUUCAAUAACCACUCCAGAAAUUGUCUUUCUACCAAAGGUAUUCUCCUCUUUGAUAAAACCUCACCAGUUAGAAGGAAUUAGAUUUUGUUGGAGUCAUAUCAUCCUUCCUCCAAAUGAUACCCUUAGAGGAUGUAUCCUUGGUCACUCCAAUGGCCUAGGAAAAACAUUAACAGUUAUUGCUUUUUCCUAUCUCUUCCUCAAGUAUAAUAAGGGUAAGAAGAUUUUAAUCAUUUGUCCUCGUUCUGUUAUUCAAAACUGGGAAAGAGAAAUUUCUUCAUGGUUACAUUCACUAAGAUUGGAAUACAUUCCAUGUUAUGUACUUGACCAUGGUAAAGACUCUAGAGUUAGUAGGUUAGAAAAACUUCAAGAAUGGGAUUCAAAAGGAGGCAUUCUCUUGAUGUGUUUCACUUCAUUUUCAAGAUGGACCGAAACACAAUAUUCCAACAUUGAUUCCAAAAGCUGUCAAAAUAGAUUUGAUUUCGAAAAGAAGAUUUCUGACUAUUUAAGAGGAUGUGAUCUAGCAAUUGUAGAUGAAGGGCAUAGAUUGAAGAAUCCAAGCUCAUCAAUCAGCAAAGCUCUUUAUUGCAAUAUUCAAACAAGAAAUCGUAUUGUUUUGACAGGAGUUCCACCUCAAUUUGAUCUUAUGGAAUACUAUACCAUUUUAGAUUGGAUUAGACCUGGCUAUUGGUCCUUGAACGAAUUCAAACACUUGUUCAUUGAUCCUAUGAAUAAUCACUCAAUUGAAUCCAUCAAACAAAGAUAUUAUGUACUCAAACACGAAUUGAGCUAUUUUGUCCACCGAAAAGAUCAAUCAGUACUUAAAUCCUAUCUUCCACCAAAAAGAGAAUAUGUUAUUCAAUUCCAUCCUCAUGAUAUCCAAGUAUCACUUUAUAAUAACUUUAUACAAUCUAGAGACGGAGAUGAAAAGUGUAUAUACUAUGUUACUUGCAUGCUUCAAAAGAUCCUAAACCAUCCUGAUUGGGUAGUUGAUUAUUGCCAAGCUAAUAAUCCAAAAGACUCCAACACUUCAUCUAUCAAAUUAUUCUCAGAUGAAAGAUUGGACUUGGAGGGAAGCAAAUCCUCACAUGCUGACUUGAACUCCUAUUCAUUAAACACUGAGAUUUCUGAUGAAGAUAUGAGUGUUGCUCCAUCAAUCAGUAACACCAUGUUUAACAUGCUAGAAAAAGCUGAAAAGUACAAGGAUAGUUCAGAGAAUAUAGAAUGGGCUAGCCCUGUUCAUUCCAGAAGUUACAUUAUGAAUGCCAUCGAUCAUUCUCCAAAAAUGCUUUGCUUGAUUAGAAUGAUAGAGCAAUGUUUCUUAUCCAAUGAAAAGAUCCUAGUUUUUAGUCAAUAUCAAGAAACUCUAGAUAUUAUUGAGAGAAUAAUUAAUAAUGUUAAUAUCACUACAGGUUUACCAUUAGAAGACGAACAUCAACCACUUAAAAGAAAGCUCAAAAGAAAUUUGGAUUAUUAUAGAUUGGAUGAAUCAAUGUCAGUUUCACUUGGGCAAAGUGUUGUAGACUCAUUCAACUCAUCCAAUGAUGCACCUUUAUUAUUGAUCAGUACAAAAGUUGGUUCCUUAGGUAUUGACUUGUCUACUAGUCAAAAGAUUGUCUUGUAUGAUGUUUGUUGGGAUUCCUCUUGGGAUAAUCAAGCAGUAUUUAGAUCUUUCAGAUAUGGUCAAACAAAACCAGUUUCCAUCUAUAGAUUUGUCAUGUAUAAUACUAUUGAAAGCAAAAUAUUUGAAAAAUUGUGUACUAAAACCUCUCCAUUUAAGAAUCUAAGCGAGGAUAAAAAGGAUUUCCUCAACAAGGAUGACUUUGUUCCUUACACAAAACCUCCUUCCGAAAAUGUAACCAUUUCAAAAACUGACCAAUUACUUUCUAAUGUUUUGAACAGUGAUAUUAGAAUUUUGAAAUACCUUCGAUCAAUCUUUGAUUAUGAAAGUCUUUAUAUUGAAGCUAUAGAUGACAUGACAUCAAACGAACAAACAAAUUAUAAGAGUCGGUAUGAAUUGGACUUUUCUAACUAUACCACCAAAGAUAGGAAUAGAAACAAUUCUACAAGCGAGGAAGGUGACGAAAGCGAAGAAAGUGAACAGUAUGAAGAUGAAACAAGUUCAGAUUCAGAACAAUUCGAAAGUGAAGAAGAAGAAAUUGAAUAAAAUUUUAAUCACUAGUUUGUUCUUCUC